Blastomyces dermatitidis ER-3 is the source of this 1020-nucleotide messenger RNA. RefSeq lists its product as uncharacterized. The transcript is spliced from 2 exons. The record is from RefSeq and is a predicted model, not a curated record. The coding region runs from base 107 to 322 and encodes 71 amino acids. NCBI's taxonomy places the organism in Eukaryota, Fungi, Ascomycota, Eurotiomycetes, Onygenales, Ajellomycetaceae.
AGAACACGUGACCUCGAUCUUCCAACAACGUCCCGUCCGGCUACAGCAAUUCAGUUCACCCCGUCGAGGCGUCCGUCGUCUUGACGCCUUGCGAGGGGCACCAAAAAUGGCCUCACCUCACUGCAUCCCAUUCAAUGGGCCUAACCACAGGCCGAGUCACGAUGGCACCAACCUGCCUAGUGCGCUGCCAGCCGCUUGGCCAUGUUGUGGUUUUGUGGCCCCCCCCCCGGUUCCUACACAUUCCUUGCCUUCCCCCGAUCCCAACGAUGAAGUGCUCUCAGCCCAAGAUCUGACAGAGCUCGAUGAUUCCCUGAGCUCAUGAGAACUUCUCUGUCUUGAAGCCGGGUCUCUCUGGUGACUUGAGGGAAUUCUAUGCUGAUCUACUGAAUGAUGAUGAAGUUGAUCUGUCUGAGAUUUUCAAGGAUUUUGACAAGGCCCCAGGUACAAUGGAAUGACAAGACCGGAUUGAAGAGCAGUGAAAAUAGUCAGUGAUUGCAGAGAUUCACUUGUUUGUAUCUGUUGAGGGUCCCGCGGUUGGUCGGCUCUUCUACCAGCAGUGCGCUGGUGGUGAUCGAGCUCUUUUGCCUCAGUAGUCUACAGAUUAUGAGACUGUUAAGCAUGAGCCUCGCUGUGAUCAACAUGCAUGGGUUCAAUCUCAGAAUGAACUUAAAAAUUCCUAACAAAUACUCUGAACAUUUUAACAGUGUCAAGAGAUAUUCUAGAAGUGUGCUCUAGAAGUUCUGUGAGUUCUAGAACUAAGUGAUUCAGUUCAUUAUUAAAAAGAAGCCAUUAUGAGAAGAUCACUGAAGAGAGUCACUGAGAGAAAGUACUGUACUCUGUGAUAGCUGGUCUGAGAGAGAGUGUUGAGAGUUCCACAGUUGAUCGGCUCUUCUAUCAGCAGUGCGCUGGUGAUGAUUGAGCUCUUUUGCCUCAGUAGUCUACACUAUCUAUUAAUGAAAGAGCAGGUACUGUGCCAGUUAGACUAGCCGCCGGGACUAGACUAACCGUGUGACCGUGUCU